This is a messenger RNA of Styela clava, 4288 nucleotides long. RefSeq names its product general transcription factor 3C polypeptide 3-like. Gene Ontology annotation, molecular function: protein binding. The record is from RefSeq and is a predicted model, not a curated record. Gene Ontology annotation, biological process: transcription by RNA polymerase III. Gene Ontology annotation, cellular component: transcription factor TFIIIC complex. NCBI's taxonomy places the organism in Eukaryota, Metazoa, Chordata, Ascidiacea, Stolidobranchia, Styelidae.
CAGAUAAAGCAGAAGAAUGGUGAUAAAAAUACUCAUGUCGACCAACCUCCUCAUAGUAACGCCAGCUCGCCAGUAACUGAGAUCCAUUCGUUUAAGUCUCCACCACUCCGUUUCGUCUGGUUGCUCCCGAUGGUACAGAAUUUCGACCAGUAUAUCGAAAAAGGGAAACGGUCGAAUCUCAAUCACUUAUCCAUUGGAUAUGUUGGCAUCAUUUAGACAAGAUCCUACAUUAUUGUCGAGUUCAUCUGCAGCCUCAAUGGACUGCUUCUCGCAGUUUUUGAUGCAUCCUGUGUUACCGAAAGUACCAGAUAGUUCUCCAGUAUCAGAAAAUUCACAGUCAAAACCGGUUCUUUCGACCGUUUCUGAAUCACCGACCGCCAGCACUCAACCUGAAAAGAAAUUGGAAACAAACGUAGGUCUCGAAACGGGAGAAACUUUAGAUAAAGAUGAAAAUGAAGAGGAUAUAGAAGAAAGACAAAGCGUACAAAAUAUAACAAAAGCUUUAAAUAUAGAAUGCGAUGUAUAUAGAGCCAAUAAAAAAAGAAGAGGAAUGAAAAGUGAUGCACAUAAUAAGUUACCUAAAGAAGUUCAAGGUUUAAUGGGAGAAGCCAAUCUAUGCUUUGCCAGAGGAAAAUAUGACGAUGCAUUGAAAAUGUGCAUGGAAAUUAUCAGAAUUGCUCCCUGGUGCCCAGAUCCAUUUGAAACAUUGGCGAUGAUUUAUGAAGAACGUGGUGAAAAUAUCAAGGGAUUGCAAUAUUCAUUACUUGCAGCUUAUCUUCAAACUGGUGAUGUUGAUCUAUGGUUGAGAUUAGCGGAAAACUGUGAGGAUGCAGGACUUCUAAUGCAAGCUGCCCAUUGUUAUAACAAGGCAUUGAAGCUAAAACCUGAUGACUAUAAAUUGUACUGGGCGGCUGCAGUAUCCCAACAACAACUUGGUAACGUACAUCAAGCACUUGUCCUAUUCAAAUCUGUUGUUCGUCUUAUACCUGAAACUGAAGUUGCGCAGCGUAUGGCAUUGGCAAGAGAUAUUGCCAGAGCGUGUCAUGCCAAUGAAGAAACAGCGUUAGCAUUAGAAGUGAUGGAUGAAGUUGCUUCUAAACAUCCAGAUCAUGUCAAAUAUGAAGAUGUCAAUGUAAUGUGUGAAUUAGCGAUUACUUCUAAGCAAUACAGAAAAGUAUUUGACGUAAUGGUUAAACAUUGUCAAAUAGAAGUUCAAUAUGAGUCAGAAAUGGAUACAGAUGAAAUAACGGAAGAAGUUGAAAAUAAUAUUGAUUUUACACUAGCACAUGUCAAAAUUCCAGAGCAUUUACCAAUUGAUCUAAAAUGUAAAUGUGUGUUGGCAGCGAUUCCAAUGAAAUGUUUUAACGUCGUUGAAGAUAUAUUUCAUGAAAUAUGUGGAAUGGACGCAUCAGAAUAUGGCGAUUUACAAUUCGACAUUGCUGAAUUAUUAAUGGAUGAAUGUCUGUAUGUUGAAGCAAUUUUUGUUCUUGAUAUCCUCGUAACUUCUAGCGAUUAUUCUCUCGCUGCUGUUUGGUUAAAAAAGGGGGAAUGUCAUAGAGAGCUUGGUCAAGAUAUUGCAGAAAUGAAUUGCUUUAAACAGGUGGUUAAGAAAGCACCAGGACAUACGAAAGCUUAUUUAGCUUUAUGUAAAGUUUUGAGAAAACUGGGGAAAUGCAGAGAAGCAAUUGAUGUUGUGCGAGAUGCGGAAACAUAUGAAUUGGACAAUGAUGAGCAAAUGUUGUUGAAUUUCGAAAAAUUUCACAUUUAUCAUGAAUGGUCUGCUGUGUCAAAGAAAAGAGGCCAUGAAAUACUUUGCAAGGCAGCAGAUACAGCUCUUCUUAUGAUUGCUAAUAAGUUGGAAGCAGCUUUUGCCCCUUCUAAGACGAUGCUAAUCAAGAAACCUCGACAGAGUCACAAAAAAUUCAAAGGUGACGUACGAGUAACUCGUCGCGUUGGAAAGAAUUUUUAUAAACAUAAAGAUAAAAGGACGUUGGCUGCCAGGGGGAAUGCUGCUGUCAUUAGUAUUGAAGAUUGGUGGGAAUUCUUCUUGCUCACAUGUGAAAUUCUACUAAAAACUGAGAGAUAUUUGGAUGCUAUUACUAUUGUUGAUGGAGCAUUAUCUUAUGGAUAUUGGUAUUGCAAUACAGAAAAGAGAUUGAAACUCGAAAGGCUGGCUUGUUCUUUCUGUAUGAUAAGUGGAAAUUAUUCACUGGCGUACUCUUUUAUGAGGCCAUGGUUAUUAAAUCGAGCUUCGAGUAAUGUUCUGUGGAAUUUGUUCAAUCAAAUCACUGUUAGAUCUGAAGAUCAAAGACAUCACAGAUUUUGUUUACGAUUUUUAGUAAAGGAACCUGAUAGUAUUGCACUGGCUGUAUUAAAUGGACAUAAUUCACUGGCGACUGGGACGUAUAAACAUUCUCUCGGAGAAUACAUUCGGGCACAUAGAAGGAUACCAAGUGAACCAAUGUUUAUGCUCCUCAUCGGAAUAAUUUAUACUCACAUUUCUGCUCAACGAUUCACCACUCAUAAAAACUCACUCGUAGUUCAAGCACUCGCUUUCUUGAAUAAAUAUGCACAGCAUCGUAAAUGCAGUCAAGAAAUCUAUUAUAACUUGGCUCGCACAUUUCACGAACUUGGAUUAAGACAUUUUGCAGUUCACUGGUAUAGGAAAGCACUGGAAACUCCGCCCCCAACUGGUACAGGGCUCGAUAAUUCAAUUAUCGACCUCAAAUGUGAAAUCGGAUAUAACCUUGCUAUUUUAUACAGAAAGUCUGGCAACCAAGCUCUUGCAAUGCAGAUAUUAUCAAAAUAUUGUAUAAUAUGAAAGUGUCAAAUCAUUGGAAAGAAGAUUGGAUAUCCAGCACUGCAGCACAAUAUGAACUCAUAAUAAAUCUGACAUGAAUGCUUGAGUCAUUUCAGGAUGAUAAUUACAAUGCAUUGACACAAUACCUCAUAGUGUUAAUGGAUAUUUAUAGGCGUGAUCAAAUUUCUUGUGGUCGGUAGUCUCUGUUGUAAUUGUUUAUUGUCAGCUUUGAGAUAGGUGAAUUUUGCUAGAAGUCCUUUGAUAUUUAAGAAAAAAUUUGAUUUGUAUUUUGAAGAACUGCAUCAGGGCUCUUGAAGUCAGAGUUUAGCAUUUUGAGUUUGAGCCAGAGUUCUAGUUUCAAACUCUCGAGAGACGGAAUCUGAAUUUUAAAUUCCUUGCAGUCUAAGUCAGAAUUACAGACUCAAUGGCGAUAAAAUAAGUUGACAAUCUAAAUCCAAAGUUUUCUCUGUAAAAUUUAUUUUCUCAGUGCUGAAGUCAAAAUCUUUUGUAACCCAAGGUUGGAGUCUAAAUUUUUUUCAACUCGGAGUCCAAGUCGAUUGUUAAUUUUCUGCCAACUCCAAUCCUCUGAUUUAUAUUGUUUGUUCAAUGACAUUAGUCUUUGCUGGUUUUAUUCAAUCUAAAUUAGUGAUUGUCAAUUUGCUAUCGUUAAUAAAAAAAUGCAGGACAAAUAUCAUUUGAGUUUGAUAUUGCAUAUUUUGUUAAUUGAAAACAAAAAAGGUGUGAAAAGUAACAAGAAUCCAGUUUAAUAUAUAUAGUCAAGUUGAAACUGAAUUCACUCAUUGAAAUGAAUAUGAACACAAAUUUCCCCUUGCAAAAUUCGAAGUUAUCUUGCCUUUAUAUUGUAUGUGCUUGCACAUUUAGAACAGACAAGCACAGGGCAGCCUCUCUGGACUCUGUUUAUUAAUAUAAUGUAUUGUUUUGCUCAAUCGAAAAUAAUCUAGCAAAAUUUUUUUUGUUAACUUUACAUUCAGGUUAUCCAAAAUGAUGUUUUUUAGGUUUUGAACAUUUUUGGUUAAAUUAGCCACCAACAUAAAAAAAAUCAUAUGUUUUUUAAUUUUUGGAAUGUGUUUAAUAUGUCGCUUCAAAUUCACAAUUCAUUGUAUAACAAUAAUACUGAAUAAGUAAACAAUUUUCGAUAAGCUACAUCGAAUGCAAACAAUAUUUCUUUCCCCCAAACAGCAAACUUUUUCCCCAAUUGGUGAAUGCUGCCAAAUUCAAUUUACAGUGCAAUUCACAAUUGUGUUAGCCUAGAUCUAAUUGUAUCAUGUGGACUUAUUUGAGUGUAUAAAACCUCUAUACUAUUUUUUUCUGUUCGUUGAACUAUAUAUUUGUCAAUACUUUGAAAAGCCAUAAUUCAGCUAAAACACUGCCACUGUGUGCCCUUAAAAUUCUUUAUUCUGGUGGAUUCAAAGGAUAUGUUCUGAUCAAUAUUUGCUAUUACCUUUUUCUAUUUCAUUCCAUUUUCAG